Messenger RNA from Trematomus bernacchii (emerald rockcod), 3025 nucleotides. RefSeq names its product ADAMTS-like 2 (gene adamtsl2). Bases 1 to 2844 code for a protein of 947 amino acids. Gene Ontology annotation, biological process: extracellular matrix organization. NCBI's taxonomy places the organism in Eukaryota, Metazoa, Chordata, Actinopteri, Perciformes, Nototheniidae. Gene Ontology annotation, cellular component: extracellular matrix. The transcript is spliced from 18 exons. The record is from RefSeq and is a predicted model, not a curated record.
AUGAGGGUGUUGUCGUGGGAACAGUGUAGGGAGACGGGCGUGGUACUUCUUGGCUUUCUGACGCUGGCAGUGUCAGUGGGGAUCCCGUCCACCAGGAUGCUGCAGGAUGAUGGCGUGGUGUCCAACAGUCUGGAGGACGAGCUGGAGGUAACCACGUAUUGGUGGGGGGAGUGGGCUAAGUGGACAGCCUGCACUCGUGCCUGUGGAGGGGGAGUGAUGUCACAGGAGAGACACUGCCUCAAACAGAGAAAGAAAGUUGCUGCUGGGAAAGACAACAUGACCUGUACAGGAACCGCAAAGAAAUAUCACCUCUGCAACACUGAUGAAUGUCCUGCCACUGGGAGGAGCUUCAGAGAGGAGCAGUGCUGGUCCUUCAACUCGCAGCUUUACAAUGGGAAAAACUACCAAUGGAAACCCCUGUAUCCUGACGACUACGUUCACAUCUCCAGUAACCCCUGUGACCUCCACUGCACCACGGCCGACGGCCAGAGGCAGCUGAUGGAGACGGCACGAGACGGCACGUCCUGCAAGUACAGCAGUUACCGCGGCGUCUGCGUGGACGGUAAGUGUGAGCCAAUCGGAUGUGACGGAGUACUGUUCUCCUCCAAGACCUUGGAUAAGUGUGGUGUCUGUCAAGGGGAUGGCAGCAGCUGCAGCAGAGUCAACGGAAACUUCCGCCGUGGGGCCACGACUCUCGGUUACUCGUUUAUCACUCAAAUCCCUGAAGGAUCCUGGGACAUCCAGAUCAUUGAAAGGAAGAAGUCGGCCGAUGUUCUCGCUGUGACUGACCAGGCCGGUAACUUCUUCUUUAAUGGAGCCUACAAGGUAGACAGUCCCCAGAACUUCCAUGCAGCAGGCGCCGUCUUUAAAUACCGCCGGCCUAUGGAUGUGUACGAAACCGGAAUCGAAUACAUCGUCGCCAAAGGCCCCAUCGACCAGGCCAUCAAUAUUCUGGUGUGGAAUCAGAAUGGCCGCACACCGUACAUUACAUACGAAUACACCGUCCUCCGAAACUCCCUGCCCCCCGUCCCGCCUCCUCCCGUCUACACCGGAUCAGACACUUCCGCCGGAGAGGUUUCUGUGGAGACGGGGGGUCUGCUGUCCCCUAACACCAGUAAUUAUGAUCAAGCGGCCCCUGAAAGCCAAUUGGAGCCAGGAGGUGCCGACGGGCAGAAGGGCCAAGAGACCAACGAGGUGUAUGAGGAGACAGCAUCCAUUGACUGCGACCAGGAUGGAGCAGCUGGCCCAAAACUGACAGAAGGAAACAGCAGUCACACAGGUGGCACUGCCAAACCUGCACCUGCUGGUGGGCCUCUGGACACGGGGACAGACUCCCCAAACCUCAUCUGGAGGGUGCUGCUGGACGGCCGGAUUGGCCCUGAUGAGCUACUCAUCAACAUCUCAACCAAUCAGCUGCUGACGGAGGGAGACAGUUUGUUCUCGUCAGAGGUGGGACCAGCGGAGGAGGACCUGAUAAGCCUGGGGCAUGAUGGCCCGUUUGGUGUCAACGAGACACUGGAGUUUACUCUGGGUCGCAAACGCAAUGAGAGCGUAGACAGUUCCUUCGAGAACAAAACAGUGCAGAGUAAUGGGAGGACCUCCAGCCGCUCCAACAGAACGAGGGGGAAUCAAAGGAUCUUCCAGAAGAACCUGAAGCUGAGUGCAGCUGAUAUGUACCGCUGGAAGCUCUCCUCUCAGGAGCCCUGCAGCAUGACCUGUUCUAUAGGAGUGUCAACAUCCUUCGUCACAUGUAUCCGCUAUGAUGGCAUUGAGGUGCACGACAUGUACUGUGACGCUUUGACUAAACCGGAGCCGGUCCACGACUUCUGUAUUGGGAGGGAAUGUCCGCCCAGAUGGGAGGCGAGCAGCUGGAGCGAGUGCUCGAGGACUUGCGGGGAGGGUUUCCAGUUUCGCCAGGUUCGCUGUUGGAAGAUGCUCUCGCCGGGCCUGGACAGCUCGGUCUACAGCGACCUCUGCACCAUGGCCGACCUGGAGAGACCUGUAGAGAGACGGCCCUGCAAGAGCCCCGCCUGUGGGCCACAGUGGGAGGUGGCCGAGUGGACAGAGUGCCUUGCUAAAUGUGGCCGCAAAGCUCAGGUGACCCGUGAUGUCCGCUGCUCUGAUGAGACCCGACCAUGUGACCUGAUGACCAAACCACCAAACAUCAAAAACUGUACCGGGCCGCCCUGCGAGCGCCACUGGACCAUGUCAGAGUGGGGGCCUUGCUCGGGGUCGUGUGGCCAGGGGAAGACGGUGCGUCACGUGUACUGUAAGGCUCCGGAGGGUCGCGUGGUUCCUGAGAACCAGUGCUCUGCGGAGGACAAGCCGCUGGCCAUCCAUCCCUGUGGGGAGAGAGACUGUGCUCCACACUGGCUGAGCCAAGACUGGGAGAGGUGUAACACAACCUGCGGUCGUGGCGUGAAGCGAAGACUUGUCCUGUGCGUCGGCAUCAGUGGUGGAAAGUUCCAGACCUUUGAUGAUGAGGCGUGUGGGGGAAGCGAGAAGCCCGAAGAGGAAAACACCUGCUUUGAGAGGCCGUGCUUCAAAUGGUACACCACCCCCUGGUCUGAGUGCACUAAGACAUGUGGUGUGGGUGUGAGGAUGAGGGACGUCAAGUGUUACCAGGGCAGGGAGCUGGUCCGCGGCUGUGACCCCCUCACCAAACCUGUGGCCAAACAGACCUGCACUCUGCAGCCCUGCCCCACUGAGCCCCCAGAUGAAAGCUGCCAGGAUCGUCCCUCCACCAACUGCCUGCUGGCGCUGAAGGUCAACCUGUGCAGCCACUGGUACUACAGCAAGGCCUGCUGCCACUCCUGCCGGGCCCUACGACCUCCAACCUCCUAGUCCAGGACACCACCACCUUGCUCCAACCCCACUCCAAAUCCAGCACAAGGAAUGGAAUGGAAACAAUUGUAAGGACACUUCAGUUACUGUGGACAAUGAGAAAAAGCUGGAAGUCCAGAUAUUCUGCAAAAAUGUAUUUAAAAUCCCCGUUAUUAUGAACUCAAAGAACAGACAGUUAAUG